AUGAAAUUCAGAGUACUAUUGAGCUUAGCAUUUGUGGUCUACGAAUCUGCAGCAUAUCCAUUUGGGAGCCAUUAUCCAUUACCUGAGGGUCAAGUGUCACAAACUUUUACGGACAACUUUAAUCCUGUGAAAAAUUUUGGAGGAAACGGACCAUAUUCAGAUGGUCGUGGUUUUGGAAUUAGCAGAGAUCCACCUGAAGGUUGCUCUGUGGAUCAAGUGAUAAUGUUACAUCGUCAUGGAGAGAGAUAUCCAGAUGUAGGUGUAUAUCAGACCAUUGAAAAGGCCAUUAACAAGCUAACAGCUUUUGAAGCCAACAAUACACUUGAAGGCGAUCUCGACUUUUUUAGUGAAUGGGAUUUUUGGAUUCAUAAUUCUGCUCUCAUCGCUCAGGAAACUACGACUGGUCCAUACGCUGGACUUUUGGAUGGAUAUUCUCAGGGUACCGAAUAUGCGGCCAGAUAUAAGAAUUUGUGGGAUGGUAAAACCAAAGUGCCAAUGUUUAGUAGUGGAUACCAAAGGAUCAUUGAAACUGCAAGAAAAUUCGGUGAAGGUUUCUUCGGUAGAAAUUACAGUGAGAUCGUUGAUAUGAACAUUAUCCCAGAGGAUGCGGCACAGGGAGCAAAUAGCUUAACACCAUCAUGCCACGCCCUUAAAACCAGUAAUGUUUGUGGAAAUCUCACCCAUAUUAUGCCUGAAUUUUCUGUCGCAGCGGAGAGAUUAAACAAACAAAAUCCUGGUCUAACCUUAAACUCCACUGAUGUCUAUGCUCUAAUGAUUACAGCUGCAUAUGAACUUAAUGCCAACCCAUAUUCUCCAUGGAUAGAUGUUUUCACACGUGAAGAAUGGAUUUCUUUUGGAUACACACAGGAUUUAAUAUACUAUUACUGUGAUGGUCCUGGUGAUGCUGCUUCCGUUGCUGCUGGAUCUCUUUACGCAAACGCCACAUUGACCUUAAUGAAUCAAGGACCUGAAAAAGCCGGUAAGCUUUAUUUUAGUUUUUGUCAUGAUGUAAAUAUCACUCCAGUUCUUGCUGCCAUCGGAUUAUUUACACCUAAAGAAGAUCUUCCAGUUGAUAGACUUCCAUUUACUUAUGAUUAUCAUAGUGGCGACUUUGUGCCAAUGGGAGGACAUCUCGUUUUUGAGCGCAUGACCUGUAAUCAGACUGCAAAUAAUGAAAAGGGUGUUUAUGUUAGAGCUGUUGUGAAUGAGGCAGUCAUCCCAUUCGAGGAAUGCAGUUCUGGUCCUGGAUUCUCUUGUUCGCUCUCAAACUAUACUACAUAUCUUAACUCCAAGCUUAAAGACUUCAAUGCUGUUUGUAAAACCCCAUCAUCAUAUCCUCAAGAAUUAACAUUCUUUUGGAACUACAAUGACACAAAUCAAUAUGAUUAUCAAAAUGGCCCUGUGUCAUACCAGUUGGGAUUAACCAAUGAGUGA
Messenger RNA from Brettanomyces bruxellensis, 1434 nucleotides. RefSeq lists its product as uncharacterized. The record is from RefSeq and is a predicted model, not a curated record. Lineage: Eukaryota; Fungi; Ascomycota; Pichiomycetes; Pichiales; Pichiaceae. Gene Ontology annotation, molecular function: acid phosphatase activity. The transcript has a single exon. Bases 1 to 1434 code for a protein of 477 amino acids. Gene Ontology annotation, cellular component: fungal-type cell wall.